This is a messenger RNA of Daldinia loculata, 1934 nucleotides long. RefSeq lists its product as uncharacterized. The coding region runs from base 542 to 1657 and encodes 371 amino acids. NCBI's taxonomy places the organism in Eukaryota, Fungi, Ascomycota, Sordariomycetes, Xylariales, Hypoxylaceae. The record is from RefSeq and is a predicted model, not a curated record. The transcript is spliced from 4 exons.
GUCCUGUAAGCGUUACAUCCCCAAUGCUUAGCUUAAUGCUUAGCACCUAAAGCACCCUAUAACGGCUCCCUCGGCUUGCAUUUUGGUAGCAGCCAAGGUGACAGGCAACCUUCCUCUCGUGGUAUUUUCUCGCACAUGCAUCGUCCUCGAGAAAACGUGUGUUCAAUGUAACGCUUCUUUCCUUUUCUCUCUCUCUUCUCCCGGGAUUAUGCCUGCUUCUUGUAAUCUAGCUGUACGCAUCGCCCGCCUGAAAUGCCAGCCAUCUAAUAUGAUCUACAUCCAGCACAGGAGCUGACCCCUCGGCUCGUGUUAGAAGACGUUUGGGUCGCCCGCUCUCUUUGGAUCGCCUGAAUCCUUCUGUAGCAGACCUGCACGGCACUCACUCAGCCUACUGCUGAAUUAAUUACAAUAACCAGCCCACCGAAAGUUUAUCCUGCCUAAAUCAUCUUGGUUAUCUUUUGAUCGCACCGCUAUUUCGUACUAGUAUGUGAUAUACCCGAGUAGGCGAGAGACGACAAUAGAGGACCAUGAUCACGGCUCAAUGAACUCCUCCGAUACGAACGUCUCCCUGCACGACAGUCCCGAUAACCACGGGUCGGUGGUUAACCUGGUAUCAUGGUUCUUCAUCAUUUGCAGCUUUCUCCUGGUCUGCACUAGGCUGUCAACGAAAUGGGGGGUCUCAAAGUCGUUCCAUUGGGACGACACGAUGAUUGUAGCGUCGCUGGUAUUUAGUAUUGCGCAAACGAUAGCGGCAUCUAUCGCGGUUGGGAAUGGGCUGGGACGACACCAAGAUACCCUCUCUAAUGACAACAUUAUAUCCUUUCAAAAGUCUUAUUAUGCGGCGAAUGUUCUUUUCGUAGCGAGCCAGGCUUUCUCUAAACUCUCCGUUAUCUUUUUCAUAAGAGUUAUAUCGCCCAUCAAUUUCCACAGGAUCCUAACGUGGAUACUCACGGGGGCUACGCUUGCCUGGGCGUUGACCUCGACAUUAGUAUUAAUAUUCCAAUGCGAUACGCCGAAGACGUGGGAAAUUCUUGGGGACGAAUGCAUAGAUCAAGAUGCAAUGUGGGAUUAUAUCAACGUGGUCAAUAUCGUGCUCGAUUUCUUUCUAAUAUGGUUGCCAUUUGUGGUCGUAUGGAAACUACAGACUCAUUUAAAGCGCAAGAUUACGGUCAUAUCGUGCUUUGCGACUCGAAUCUUGACUAUCGCCGCGCUGAUUUGGCAGAUGAUAGAGUCUCAAACGGUAUCUAACCAUCAAGACGCUACAUUUGCAUACUGGCUCAUUGGUGUUGCGAUGACACUGACCCAAAACCUGGGCAUCAUGACUGCCAGCGCCCCAUAUCUAAAACCGUUCCUCGACAGUCUAGAAUCUGGAAUGAUCCGAAGCGACGAUCUUCGUCGCCGUGGGAAUAUUACGGGAAAGUCGUACGGGUACGGACGAAAGCAAGAUGGCUCCGGCGCAUCUAAAUCUACGCAUUCUACAUCGCACGAGUUGGGAAACCUCGGAAUCGCAAACUCCCAAGUAACUACUUCGAUUACCGUUGGAACGGCGCACACCACGCCUGAUUGGGAUGCCAGCAGCCGCUCUAGCCAGGCGAAGCUCAUUAAGCAAGUUAAGAGCUGGGGGGUUACGAGUUCACCAACCCCGGCGGGCGAAUAGCUAAUUUGCACCAGGGGGUACGAAUCUGUAAAUACGCCGAGUAAUGUCUCUCUUAUGAUAAUAUCAAAUUUCACCUUUUUCCCCUUGUUGAUAGCUUCAACUGCGGCGGUACUUACAAUAUCGCUAACGCAUGAUGGCGGCGGGACAUCCCGCAUUCAUCCCCGCUAUCAUAGAUAAGGACCCACAUUAGCCCCACAUACGUAUCUACAUGUAUUAUUAGAGCUAGCAUCUUGCAGAUGCCUCGAGGAACCUCUCUAAUACAUCUUCAUCUCAACCA